CAGCUAUGGCCUCGCCCUCAAUCUGAUGAGCUAUAUAAAUCGCCAGAAAUAACGAAUGUACCAAUUCCCGUUCAAUUUCAACUUUCAUUCUCUCUCUGGCAUCGCACCGUUCAGCGUUCGACUUCUACGAUGGUCCACGUGCAAUGCAUGGACCCUCGCACAAACGAAAAUUAUAACUUUCUGUAUUGUCCCUCGUUUCCAGCUGCAGUUCUCUUCUCCGCCCUAUUUGGGCUCAGCCUAAUCGUGCACUUGAUUCAAGCCGUCUAUUACCGGAAGCGCUUCUGCUGGGUCGUCAUCAUGGGUGCUGCCUGGGAAACGGGAGGAUUUGUCCUUCGUGUGUUGUCGGUACUUCACACCACCUCUGGGGCAUAUGGUGUCCCGUCACAGCUCUUAAUUUUGCUCUCGCCACUGUGGAUCAAUGCUUUCUUGUACGUCGUCAUGGCGCGUCUGAUCUACCUUUUCGUUCCCGAGAAGCGUUUAUUGGGUAUUCGUGCUCAGCGCCUCUCCGUGAUCUUUGUUCUUCUGGAUAUAAUAGCGUUCCUUGUUCAGGCAGGAGGAGGGUCGCUGAUCAAUCCUGACAAUUCUGCGAAACUCAUGCUCAUCGGAAUCCACGUCUACAUGGGUGGGAUCGGCUUCCAGCAAUUCUUUGUUCUUCUCUUCACAGGCCUCGUCGUCCGCUACCAUUUCCGGAUGCAAGAAAUCGAUGAAUCGAAUGACCAGGGCUGGAAACGCUCACUGUACACCAUAUACGCAUGCAUAGUCCUAAUUACGAUUCGCAUCAUCUUUCGCCUUAUCGAAUUUUCAUCUGGACUCUUUUCGCCCAUCACCAUGACAGAAGCACCAUUUUACACGACCGAGGCGCUGCCGAUGUUUCUAGCGCUUCUACUGCUGAAUGCAUCCCAUCCAGCUCUGGUGUUGGUUGGACCAGACAGCGAAUUCCCGAGGAAGGAGAAGAAGAGCAAGGAAGAGAAGCAGCGCCGCAGGAGCGAUUUGGAGAAGCUGAACCAGUCUAGUAGUCCGUUGCAGUAG
Molecule: messenger RNA, 1029 nt
Organism: Mycena indigotica
Lineage: Eukaryota; Fungi; Basidiomycota; Agaricomycetes; Agaricales; Mycenaceae
Product: RTA1-domain-containing protein
Exons: 4
Coding region: 130-1029 (299 amino acids)
Cellular component (GO): membrane
Source: RefSeq, a predicted model, not a curated record